AUGCAAUCAGAGAAGAGAAACCUGUUGUUCGAGCCGGUUACGGACCCAGAGUUGAUCAAAUAUACGCAUUUGCAAAAUGGCAGGACAUGGAGACCAGAAUUCUUGUCUAUGGAGGACUACACGAAGCGUGAACAUCUUUUGGGAACAUGCGAAAUUUCAAGCACAAACAAGUGUCAGGAAAUGCAAAAGAGGUUCCCAGAGGGCAGCGAGCUUUUGGGAAUUAAAUACUUUGUGCUGAAAGACCUGAACCUGCCACAAACGUCGAAAACGUCGCAAAUCGUGUCCAGUUGCGAAACGCUAAACCGGGUGGGCUGGGCCGUGACACCCGGAUCCAAGGGUGCCAUUAAACCCGUUCUUUCAGCAUGUAUCGGGGGCGUAUUUACCAUCCCGGAGUUCAGAGCCAAGAGGUUUGGGGCAGAGUUGAUCACUCGUCUCAACGAGUAUUAUGACGGCAUUUCCAAAGCGCCGGGCGCGCCGGAGUUUGUGCAAAAUAUUGUGAUAUUUUUGUACAGCGAAGUGGGCGAGUAUUACAGCAAAUUCGGCUACGUUUCGCGCCCAAUCCCUGUGCAUACGGUGGAAAAACUGGACGCCGUCUUAGAGCUGUACUGUGGCGGGAACAGCGACAGCGACAGCGCAAGUGCGGAGGGUCGCAACAUUGGUUUUGAUUGUGACGAACACUUCAUAGAGCUGGAGAAGCAGAGUUUUGUCAAGGACGUUCAAAACGCGCAUUCUUCCCGCGAGAAUGCAUUUGUGUUCACAUUGGAGCCCUCCAAGGAUAUCUUCAAAUGGUUCCAUCACAGAUCUUUGUAUCAUAAAAAAUUCCUAGAUCCUGCAAGUCCCAGUCGGUUUGGCUACGCCCUUGCUGACGGAAGUCAUAUUGUAUGGCAUUUGAACUAUUGGCCACACCAAAGAUCUCUAUACAUUUUGAAGCUGUACCUCGAAGGAGAUACGGUGGCGAAGAAGGAAGCCAGCCUGAAAAAACUACUAGCACAAGCCAUCCAAGAGGCUCAAGAGCAUGAGGUGAAGUAUUUGCAGUUUUGGGACACUGAAUUGGGGCAGCAAGACUGGAGUAAGCCCUUUAUGAAGUUCCUGCAAAAAGUUGAAGAACCUUCCAAUUUGUACCAAGAAAACUCCUCAAGAAGUGCAAUCAGAGUUGCAAAUGUUAAGGCAGAGGAUAUUGAAUGGAGGAAUAAUGCCAAGUUCUGUUGGUUCUAG
This is a messenger RNA of Lachancea meyersii CBS 8951, 1215 nucleotides long. Lineage: Eukaryota; Fungi; Ascomycota; Saccharomycetes; Saccharomycetales; Saccharomycetaceae. The record is from the annotation of a GenBank genome assembly.